AUGUCUUCCACCACCACCACCACCAUAACCCCCCUCUCCUCCACCUCUUCAAACCCACCAUGCUGCACAACCCCCUGCACUCUCCUCUGCACCCUCCUCUCCCAAAUCCACGAACUGGAAUUCGAAACCGCCACCGAAGCCUGCGACAUGCUCGACGACUUCACCAGCGACCAACUAAAGCACCUCUACACCCUCCGCGACGACGCUCUCGCACAGCUCAGCACCCAGGACCUGCAUAUCAGCGCUCCCCUCGUCAAGGACGCUUAUUCGAAUUUCGUCGAGCGGGCUUGUGCAACACCGUGGAAGGCGCAGAGGCGGGCGAGUGAGGAGAGUGUCUGUUCGACGGAGGGUGGACGGGAGAGGAGGGAUUCGGGGGUUGGUUUGCCAGCCACGCCAGCUAAGGGGAGGAGGGAUUCGGGGGUUGCGGUUGCGUUCGGAGCUAGCCGAGGCUUUUUGAGACUACUUUAG
Fulvia fulva is the source of this 468-nucleotide messenger RNA. RefSeq lists its product as uncharacterized. The record is from RefSeq and is a predicted model, not a curated record. Bases 1 to 468 code for a protein of 155 amino acids. The transcript has a single exon. NCBI's taxonomy places the organism in Eukaryota, Fungi, Ascomycota, Dothideomycetes, Mycosphaerellales, Mycosphaerellaceae.